This is a messenger RNA of Mollisia scopiformis, 1910 nucleotides long. RefSeq names its product iron transport multicopper oxidase FET3. Gene Ontology annotation, biological process: reductive iron assimilation; cellular response to iron ion starvation. Gene Ontology annotation, molecular function: copper ion binding; ferroxidase activity. The transcript is spliced from 11 exons. NCBI's taxonomy places the organism in Eukaryota, Fungi, Ascomycota, Leotiomycetes, Helotiales, Mollisiaceae. Bases 93 to 1787 code for a protein of 564 amino acids. Gene Ontology annotation, cellular component: high-affinity iron permease complex. The record is from RefSeq and is a predicted model, not a curated record.
AAAGAUCCUGAAAUCGCCAGAAGUGAUCUUGUUUAGAUUAAUAUUUAACAAUCAGAAAAUCCAAGAGCAAGAGAAAAGUAUCAUAUGCAAUCAUGAGAUCUGCAAUUGCAUUCGUCCUGGCGAACGCCAUAGCCGCGAAUGCGGCUACUGUAACUUUCAACUGGAACGUUACUUGGGUCUGGGCCAGCCCUGAUGGAUUCGGUCGACCAGUAGUCGGCAUUAAUGGACAAUGGCCACCGCCUCCUAUGAUCGUGAACGUCAAAGACCAGGUCAUUGUUCAAUUGUACAAUGGACUAGGCAACGAAAGUACAUCACUUCAUUUCCAUGGCCAGAACCAAGGAAAGUCGCAGCAGAUGGAAGGCGCUCCUCCAGUUUCUCAGUGCCCUCUCCCACCAGGAAUGUCGAUGACCUACAACUUCACGGCUGGUAACACUGGUACCCAUUGGUACCACGCCCAUUUUGGUGGCCAAUAUAUGGAUGGUUUCCGAGGUCCUUUCAUCGCUCUGGAUACCACAGCACCAUUUGCCAAUGACUACGAUGUUGAUUACACAUUUCAAGUCUCCGACUGGUAUCAUGAACAAGUCCCUUAUAUGCUCAAUUGGUAUCAAACCGUUCCAAAGGCUACAGGCCAGGGAAUGGAGCCUGUCCCUGACUCUACCUUGAUCAACAAUCAGCUGGACCCCAAAUUCCCAAUGGUACCCGGCAAGAGAUACCUGUUUAGAAUCAUCAACACAAGUGGAUUCGCUUCACAUGUUAUCAAGUUUGCUGGACACAACAUGACUAUUGUGGAGAUGGAUGGCGUAGCAACGGUGCCAACAGUCACCAAGAAGAUUAUGAUUGCUGCUGCUCAGCGGUAUUUUGUCAUCGUCACUGCACUGUCUAAUGCUACCAAGAACUAUGGAGUUGUCUCUGCUAUGAUGCCAAAUAUGUUUGGUAACAAUAUCCAGCCCACGGACAUUAACAUGAACGCCACCGCGUACCUUGUUUACAAUACCACUACGCCUUUGCCAGCCCAGCCAUUACUCAAGAGCUACAAAGCGAUCCAUGAGUCUACCAUUCCUACGUUCACAGAAACCCCGAUCCUGGGUCCAGUCACGCAGGUUGUGAACAUCACUUUCGACUUCGCAUUCAUCAACGACCAGACCAGAGGCAGAAUUAAUGGAAAUACAUUCGUUGCGCCUUUGGUUCCAACCAUUUAUACCACCCUAUCUGCCCCAACAAAUUACUCCAUCAACUCUACAAUCUAUGGCCCAUCAACUAACACAGUCGUCUUCAAUAAUCCUGUUGGUGUUGUUGAAAUCAACGUUGUUAGCAACGACAAUCGAGAUCAUCCCUUCCAUAUCCACGGCCACACUGCACAAAUUGUUCAUCAAGGCGACCCAGGAACGAGUGCCGUUCCUGACGUUUGGAACGGGUCUUACAUCCAAACUCCAGCCACACGUGAUGUUUUCAUGGUCAACAAGUUCAGCUCCACAGUCAUCCGAUUCGUAAGCAAGAAUCCAGGCAUCUGGCUUUUCCAUUGCCACAUCGAAUGGCACAUUGAAGCCGGUCUAGUGAUGCAACUUGUGGAAGAUCCAAUUCAAAUCCAAGCUCUGAACCUGACAGUUCCACAAAAUAUGUACAACGCUUGCCAAUCGCAAGGCAUCCCCAUUACUGGAAAUGCUGGCGGAAACAGUGUCAACUGGUUCGACUUGUCAAAGGCGCCGAGUAAGCCUGCUGCGAGUCCAUGGGGUGCGUACGUUGGUAUUCCACCAGCGCUGAAGGUACCAUACUCGCCUCUUGUCUAAACGGCUCGAGUGAAGCAGCGGAGAAAUGUUCGGGGUGUUUUGUAUUUACCUAUUGCGAGUAUCGAAACGAUUUGACGGCUGUGUCGAUUGAUGACUAGAUGAGAUCGAUUGCUUUUGUGUUGC